Molecule: messenger RNA, 2481 nt
Organism: Paramecium tetraurelia
Lineage: Eukaryota; Ciliophora; Oligohymenophorea; Peniculida; Parameciidae
Exons: 4
Source: RefSeq, a predicted model, not a curated record
AUGUGCACUCAGUAAAAUAUCUAAGAUGCUCUCAAACUUAAAAUGUUUGAUAGCACAUUUGAAGUAGAUUAGAAUUAUGAGUUAAAUACUUCCUUAAUUGUUAAAUAAUAUAUAAGACCCAAUUAAGGAAAGCAAGAAACAGUUUUUAGAUCAGACGUUGGAAUGAUGUAAUCAAUCAGAAGAUUGCAUAUGAUAUUUUGUGACAGAUAGAAAAGAAAGAAGGAUGGCAAAUUAGUGAGUAUCGUGGAAAUCUUUUAAUACAUUUCUGAUAGAUUUAGGGCUUUGAGCACAGAGUUAAAACAAAUAGAAUCAAAAAAUAGAUCCAGUAUCUCGAAUAGCUAAGUAAAAUAAUUUAGUUGUUAAAUAGUCCGAAUAUAUCUGCUGUCAUAUUUAGAGAUGAUGUAGGCAGAUUAAAAUUGGCCAGUGUUGUAGGACAAUAAAAAUAACUGUCAUAAGUAUCUGCUUGAUGCACUUGAUGAUUUAGCGAUCGAUUAUAAAAAGCUAUUUAAUGAGAUCAACGAAAGUAGAUUUUACCUGUUGGACAAUCUACCAGAGUUUAUUUCGUAUUACCAUAUUAUGUUGAGUUAAAAGAUUCUCUCAACUAAUUCGAUUACAAAGUUGGCAAAUUUGGAUAAUGUUAUCUUUUCAGAAUUUAGUUACUUUGAUAAAUUAAUUAAAACGUCUGAAUAUCAAUUUAGCUAGUUGGUGAAGGAAUACUUAAUAUAGAAAAAUUAUAGUGCUUUGCUAGAUCUUGGAUAAAAUAGUAACAUUACUUUAUUUUAACAAUUUUUUAUAUAUUUAUUUUAAGAUUAAAUAGAACAAUACAUCGAGAAAUUUAAUCAACAGAUAUUUCAGCACGAAAAGCUUAAACUAAAUUUUAUUAAUAUUGGGUCAAUAUAUCAGAAAUGGCUAUAAAUAGAUGACAAAAUUUCCUUCAUUAAUAAAAGGGGAGAUUUUUCAAAAAUGAUCUUUCAAUAAGGGCAAAUUGAAAACAUUAACUACUUUUUCCGUAAUGAAAAAUCCAAUCAACAAGAAAUUUAAUAAGAAAUCAUCAAACAACAAUCCUAAAAACAAGUAGAUUAAGAAACUAAAAAGAUGAAAUCAUCUAUUUAAGAGAUAUUGCUUCAACUCUGUUAAAAGUAGGUUUUAAACAAAUUUACAAAAUUUUUAGCUCCUCAUUUAGAUAAGGUUGAUGAAUAAUUGGGUAACUUUUAUAAGAUGCAAAGGAUUUUGAAACAUUGGAGAUUAUACUCAUUAACUGAAAAGAGAUACAAAAACUUUGUGAAAUUGUGUUAAUAAAAAAAUGAGAAAAAUGUUAAAAAAUAAAUUAAAAUCAUCGAUUAACCUAAUUUUAGAAUCGAUUUAUCGAGGAAACUAAUCCAACAAAAUCCUGCUUAAAAAAAUCAAUACUAUAAGAUUGUCAUUUUAAACAAUGACGAAUAAUAACAACAAUUGGUUUCAAAGUUAAUCUUUAGUUUAUGUGAUUAAUAGCUAUCUGGAUAAGACGAUUCCAUAAUCAUUGAAUAGAAAAUAGCUUACUCAAAAAGUGAAUAUACAUUGUACAUGAGCGUUUAGAUUAUGUCAUAACUAGAGAAAGAACGAAUAUGCGGAACUGACAUCUAUAUCGCUAUUGGAGAUGUUCUAAAAGUAAAUGUCGGCAAACCCUGUUUAUAAAUAGUGUUUGAUUAAGACCUAAUAGAAAAUUCAGAGACUUUGAAAUUGGACUAUGAGUAUAUUGCAUUGUUCGAUAAACUUGAUGAAAGCUAUGAAUUUAAUAAAAAAUUAAAUGAAAUAGUCAAUAUGGGGUUAAAAUCUAGGAAAGCAAUAGAAGAUUUGAAAUUAAUUUCUUUGGGAGAUUAUCUGAAAGAAAUAAAAAGAACAGAAUGUCAAGACUAUUAGAAGGAUUAAAUUGAAUAUUUUAUUACUAGAUGUGUUUAGGCAGAAUUGUGCCUGGAAGAUGCAUUAAAUAAUAAUAUCUAUUCAGAUGAUUUACCUUAAGAACUUCUCUUUGAUAGAUAUGUAGAUCAGGAACUUGUUUUAAAAUACGUUGCUAAAUUCAAUCCAGCAAAUAGAUUAAUGAUACCUCUCUGCAAUUUACUAUAGAAGAAUACAAUAAAUGAAAGAGUAGUACUAAACCAGAUAAAAGAUUAUCUAGACGAAUACUUGGAUGAAGAGGAAUUAUUAGUUUUACUAAAAAAUCACUUCAAAUUUGGAAUAAAUUGCCAAGGAGACUGGAAGUUGUUAUUUGAGUUCAUUAUGGAGUAGUUGGUGUAGUACCUUGAGGAUUCUGACAUAUAUUUUGUAUUGAAAGGAACUUACAACACAAUUUUGGAUCAAAAUAAAUUGAAAGUCAGAGUUCAAAAGGAUCUUCGUCAAUUACUUAAUAAGAAUUAAGUGUAACAACAGAAAAGUCAAAUAAUGUCGAAAAUAUUUAAAUCUGAAUGGCUUGAAUUAAUUGAAAAUAAAAAAGUUUGCAAAUGA